AUGGGCCGUCAGUGCGGGGCCCCGGGGCGCGGCCCGGGGGAGAGGGGGCAGCGCCGGGAGCCGGGGGCGGCCAUGGGAGCCGGACGCGGGGCCCGAGUGUGGCCCCGCCCCGGCCGCCGGCUGCCCCGCCCCGGCCCGCCCUCCCCAGCGCCACCACCGCCCCAGCCGCCCGGGGCCCGCCCGGCUCCGCAGCGAGGUCCGAGGGGCGGAGCCGACGGCGCACGUACGUCCCGCCCCGCGCCUGCCACUCACACGAGGGGCUACGCCUACCUCCCCUCACCUGGGCCCGCCCCACGGUGCGACCUGUUUGAUCGAGGGGCGGGGCCUGGAGGUCCAGGCGGCGCGCCCGGUGCUUUCAAGUCCCUGGUCCGGGACUUGCAAGUGCGGACCUGCGCCCGGCACGGCGGCGGGAACAUUUAUUCUCGUGUGCAGACUCGAAGCACCCAGGGGCUGGGCGGUUUGGCUCAGGCAUCUGGUGAUGGGAAAUUCCAGAGAAGCAGUAAUUUUCUUGUUCUGAUGGAGCACCCAAUCAAUGUGAGACAAGACCCCAGCACCCCCACCUAUGGACUCCGAAGGUCCAUCUUACUGAACACCAGGCUUCAGGACUGCUAUGUGGUCUCACCAGCUCUCACCAACAUCUGGACAGCCAGAACAUGUGCAAAGCAGAACAUCAAGGCCCCAGCACCAGGUACCACCUCUUGCUGGGAAGUGGUGAAGAACCCCAUAAUUGCCAGUUCAUUCUCCCUGGCUAAGCUUGUGCUUAGAAGGCAACUGAAAGAUAAAUGCUGUCCAGUACCUUCUAAGUUUGGAGAAGUGAAGUCAUUGAAGAGAUUAAAACCCAGGGGCAUUCCAACAACGAAAGCCACCCAGCAGGCCAGGAUAAGAAGCUCCAUCAGAUCCAAGAGCAAGCAGCCAGUUGGGCAGCUGCUGGGCUCACCUGGACGACAAGGACAGAACCCUGCAGGAAGCAUCAGAGAGAGCAAAGAAAGUUCAAAGGAGAAAAAAGUAACAGUCCGCCAAGAUCUUGAAGACAGAUAUGCGGAACGUGUGGCCGCCACCCAAGCACUACCCUGGGACAGUGGGAAGGCAGCCUGGAAAGGUCGACCAUUGCCUCCUGAAACCCCAAUGAGGCAGCAGGUGUCGGAGGACAUGCUAACAAUCCAUGGCCUCCCCACAGAGUGUUACCAGGCUCUGUACCAUGCUGUGGUGGAGCCGAUGCUGUGGAAUCCUUCAGGAACCCCCAAGAGAUACAGUAUGGAGCUGGGCAAGGCCAUUAAACAAAAACUUUGGGAAGCUCUGUGCAGUCAGGCUGCCACCCUCGAAGGUGCUCAGAAGAACCCACUGUCUGGCAAGAAGGGACUGGGUGUCCAGUCUGUGCCCAAGAAAUGGCCCAAGUUAAAGAGUAAAAAAUAA
Sciurus carolinensis (gray squirrel) is the source of this 1413-nucleotide messenger RNA. It is a transcript of the gene C8H22orf31, whose product is annotated as chromosome 8 C22orf31 homolog. The record is from RefSeq and is a predicted model, not a curated record. NCBI's taxonomy places the organism in Eukaryota, Metazoa, Chordata, Mammalia, Rodentia, Sciuridae.